UCCCCGAGUUCCCUCGCGCAGUAACCCACAGUAACCGUUGCGGCGUCUCUUCUGGUUUCUCCAUCAUCGCACUUGGCGCGCACACGUCCAUCGAUCCUCGAGUACAUCACGUCGACGAGAAUCCGUUAAAAUCAGACCGAUCGCCAUGGCAGAGGAGUACUUGUACGGAAUUACCCUCGAGGGACCGAAAGCCAGCAAGGUAUGGGACCCGGAGCACAAGAACGAGGAUUCCGACAGCAACGCGGCACAGCAUAUUGGCGCUGAUCAGAAACUCAUCAUAAAAAUGGCUCUUCUGGGACCAGAAGCCAAACCUGGUGAGCUCAAUGUAUUGCAGGUUGAAGCAAUGGGAUUGAAGGGACCCAUUAAAACCCCAAUUGCUCUGUUGGAAAUGGGGAAAACUGCACAGAUCAUUCUGGAUCUCAGUUUCCCAGAUCCUCCAGUUACGUUUACAUUGGCCCAGGGUAGUGGGCCUGUUCACAUAGUAGGACAUAAUCUCCUUGGUGCGCACAUUGAGGAAUUUGAUGAUAUAGUAGAUGAUGAUAUGGAAGAAGAAAACAUUGAUGAGGAGGAUGACGAAAAGGAUUCGGAAGAUGAAGACGACGAAGAUGAUGAACCUAAGAAGAAAAAUGCCAAACUAACUGGGAAAUACAAAAAUCAGGCUAACAAGAACAAGAAAAAAUAAACAUGAGCCUUAACGUUAUGGAAAUAAAAUAAACUUUUAAGUUAGGCUAAUAAUAAGUCCACCAUUAUCAUCCGCGUUUCUUCCGCGAAUUUAGUAUCAUUUCAUUAGACUAUCACACGCGAUAAAAAAGCUGCCUUCCACCUUUCUCAAACACAACUGGACCAACGAAAUGUCGAUAAGAUAUUAUAUUGACUCUGACAUGAUUGAGUCACAUUUUAUUAGAUUGCUUGCGAAAAAAGUAUUAUUCGUUUCAUCUUGAGAUAUAACUGAAACAUAUCCUUUGUUGAAUAAUUGAACAAUUUUUGAUGAAAUUUUAUACAGAUGUAACAAUAUAUGCAGAGAACAAAGUUCUUAAGACUAAAUCUUGCUAUGAUUGAUUAUUGAAAAUGGUAUUUAUUAUUAUAUCGCACUUAAUACAAAAGUGUACUACUUUAAUACGGCAAAACGAUGUUUCAUUUUUGGCCCAGUUACUGUAAAAUUUGUGGAAAGCAUGAACGGAUCUACUGCGAAAUGUUUUGUAUCUUCAUUUUACCUUCUCGAAGAUCGUGUUCAUACCGAUGCACUUCCAGAAAUGCAAAAAUAUAUUAUUCUAAAAAGUAGUGGUUCUUAAAGAUAAUUUUUUAAAAAUUGCGUCCUUGUGAGAAAUUGUGAAAAUAAGGUUUCAGUGUAAUUUAUUAUUUUCGUGUGUACAAGAUGGGGAAACGAUUAUACAGCGUCAUACAGAGAUCCUAAUUCCAAAACUUUAUUUAUAUCAGUAAACAAUAUCAGCAUUAAUGGAAAUAUUAAGGAGAACGUAAACAUAUGUCAUCUCUCAACAUUCAUUCCAUUUGAUGAAACGUAAUAGAAAUGGGAAUCGCAGGUGUACCGGGUAAAGGGAUGCUUUUACAUCAGUAUCAUGUACGAUCUUGGCAUAUACGGUGCGUGUAUAAAAAAAACACGUAUGUGCGGUUGAUAAGUAGUCUGUACACCUAUUUUGUACAUAUACGAUACAAUAAAAAAUUUCACAACUUUUAAAGUC
Messenger RNA from Ooceraea biroi (clonal raider ant), 1700 nucleotides. RefSeq names its product nucleoplasmin-like protein. Gene Ontology annotation, cellular component: cytoplasm; nucleoplasm; nucleolus. Gene Ontology annotation, molecular function: RNA binding; chromatin binding; histone binding. Gene Ontology annotation, biological process: chromatin remodeling. The record is from RefSeq and is a predicted model, not a curated record. NCBI's taxonomy places the organism in Eukaryota, Metazoa, Arthropoda, Insecta, Hymenoptera, Formicidae.